UACUUCAAUCCACGUUUCUUAAUUAUUACAUGAAAUCUUCUGCCUUCGAUAUGAUAUCAUUCUAAUCCCUAAUCUUCUUUCUCUCCUUUGCAUAAAUAUUAUCCCCAAAAGAGUUUAAAUCAUACGUGCAUGUGCUGGUUUAAAUAGUGCUUGGUUCGAUUAUAAUAUGCCAUGAAUGUACUGAUGUACGUUACAUAAACUAAGCUAGACAUGAUGGCAAAGAACGGAGCUAAAACAUGUCGGCCAUGGACAUUGUUGAUCAUGUUCUUGAUCAUCUUGUUCUUCACUCUCCCGGAGGUGUAUGGCGAGGAAUUAGAGGCUCUCUUUUCGUUCAAAGGUUCGAUCAAGGACCCCUUAGGCUUUCUUUCCAACUGGAGCUCCUCUGCCAAUUUUUGCAACUGGCACGGCAUCGCCUGCGACAACUCUUCCCGCGUUAACUCAAUCGAGCUCUCCGGAAAAAACAUCUCUGGCAAAAUUUCUGCCUCAAUUUUCCAGUUGCAUUAUGUCGAAGUUCUUGAUCUCUCCGACAAUCAGCUCUCCGGAGAAAUCCCACGUGGUUUAUUUUCUUGCGCUUCUCUUCGUUAUCUCAAUCUUAGCAACAAUAACUUAACGGGAUCGUUGCCCAGCAUUUCCGGUUCCCGCCUUGAAACAUUAGAUCUGUCCAACAACAUGCUUUCGGGUAAAAUUCCAGACAACAUCGGAUUACUUUCGAGCCUAAGAUAUCUUGAUCUGGGUGGAAAUUGUUUGGUGGGAAAAAUUCCAAAUUCCAUCUCGAAUAUCACAAGCUUGCAAGUCUUUACUUUGGAUUCUAACCAGCUAGAGGGCGAAAUCCCUCGUGAAAUAGGCCUUAUGAAGAGCUUGAAAUGGAUUUACAUCGGCUACAACAAUCUUUCGGGCGAAAUUCCAGAUGAGAUUGGAGACCUGGCUUCUAUAUAUCAUCUUGAUCUUGUCUACAACAAUCUGAGUGGACAAAUUCCACCAUCUCUCGGGAACCUCAGCAAUCUUCAGUAUCUCUUCCUCUACAAUAACAAGCUCACGGGUCCUAUUCCAAGAUCACUUUUCGACCUCAGAAAGCUGGUCUCGCUUGAUCUUAGCGACAAUUCUCUUUCGGGUGAGAUCCCGGAAGUUAUUGUUCAGUUGCAAAACUUGGAGAUUCUUCAUCUUUUCUCCAAUAACUUUACCGGAAAGAUUCCGGCUUCUUUAUCCUCUCUGCCUAGGCUUCAAGUUCUCCAACUAUGGUCGAACAAGUUAUCCGGCAAGAUCCCUGAAGACCUAGGAAGGUGGAACAAUCUCACUAUGCUAGACCUUUCGUCCAAUUCUCUCGUCGGAAAAAUACCCAAAAGCGUGUGCAACUCGGGUCGACUUUUUAAGCUCAUCCUCUUCUCGAAUUCUCUCCAAGGCGAAAUUCCCAAGAGUUUAAGUUCUUGCAAAAGCUUACGGCGAGUUCGUAUCCAAAACAACCGUCUCUCCGGUGAAUUAUCUUCUGAAUUCACAAAACUGCGGCUAGUAUACUUCUUGGAUAUCUCAGGAAACAAUCUUUCUGGCAGGAUCGACGGGCAAAGGUGGGAUAUGCCGUCACUGGAAAUGCUGAAUUUGGCCAAAAACAAGCUUUCCGGGGAGUUGCCGGGUUCAUUCGGUAGUGACAAGCUCCAGAACUUGGACUUGUCAGAAAAUCAGUUUUCAGGUGAGAUCCCCCAAAGCUUUGGAAGAUUAUCAGAGCUAAGGCUACUAGAGCUAAGUGAAAACAUGCUCUCUGGUAAUAUUCCAGAAGAAUUGUCUUCAUGCAAGAAGCUUGUGAGUUUAGACCUCAGUCACAAUCAGCUAAGUGGCAAAAUUCCAGUCAAUCUCGCUGAACUGCCAGCUCUCGGCCUGCUUGAUUUGUCUGCAAACCAUUUGUCCGGAGAAAUUCCACCAAAUUUAGGAAGAGUUGAAUCCCUUGUGGAAGUGAAUAUCUCUCAAAAUCGCUUUCAUGGAAGCUUACCGUCCACCGGAGCCUUUCUUGCCAUAAAUGCCAGCGCGGUUGCUGGCAACGAUCUUUGUGGUGGCGAUACUUCCAGCGGUUUACCGCCAUGCAAAGGCCUAAAAAGUCCCAUGUGGUGGUAUGUUCUCGCUUGCUUUUUAGCUGCGUUGGCAAUCUUUGCUCUUGCUACUGUUAUCACUGUUUUCAUUCGGCGACGAAAGGAAUUGGAGUUGAAAAGAGUGGAAAACGAAGAUGGAAUGUGGGAAAUGCAGUUCUUUGACUCCAAGGCGUCAAGAUCCAUAACAAUUGACGAUAUCUUGUCAUCGACGAAACAAGAAAAUGCCAUUAUGAGUGGGAGGAAAGAGAUUUCAUACAGAGGGAAGUCUUUCAUGAACAACAUGCAGUUCGUCGUGAAGGAAAUCAAUGAUGCCAAUUUAAUUCAACCGGGAUUUUGUUCUUUUAUCUCUAAUUUCGGUAAGCUAUGGCAUCCAAACAUCAUAAGGUUGAUCGGAGUGUGCCGGUCCCAAAAGGGUGGGUUUUUGGUUUACGAGUACGUGGAAGGGAAAAUUUUGAGUGAGAUUCUUCGUGACUUGAGUUGGGAGAAACGACGUAAAAUUGCCAUCGGGAUUGCGAGAGCGCUACAGUUUUUACAUGGCUAUGGUUCGCCGAGUGUUCUGGUCGGUCUGCUGUCGCCGGAGAAAGUUCUGGUCGACGGGAAAGAUGAAGCUCGCCUGAGUUUGGGCCUCCCUGGAUUGGUUUGUACGGACACCAAGUGCUUCGUUUCUCCCGCCUACGUAGCCCCAGAAACCAGACAGAUAAAAGAUAUCUCAGAGCAGAGUGAUAUCUAUGGAUUUGGUCUCAUCUUGAUCGAACUGCUGACGGGAAAAAGCCCCGCCGACCGGGAUUUUGGCGUGCAUGAGAACAUGGUGGAGUGGGCCAGGUAUUGCUACUCAGACUGUCAUCUUGAUGCUUGGAUCGAUGGGAUCAUAAGGCCACAUAUUGCAAGGAAUAAUGAGAAGGAGAUCGUCGAAACCAUGAACCUAGCCCUCCACUGCUCCGCCACUGACCCCAUGGCUAGACCAUGCGCGAGCGAUGUCUUGAAAACCCUGGAGUCUGUUUUUACACCAAGGUCUUGCGUUUCUGCCCUAAACCUUUCAUUAACUUAUAAAUAGAUUUUCAGAUUUGGCCUGGCCCUACGAUUUUUAUUUGUUUUCCUUUUUAACAAAUAAUUAUUAGCUUUUGUUUAAUUCUCAUGCAAUAUCUAUAUAUAUGUGGACUUGAAAUAUAUGGAUAUUACUGCUGAAAUGCUUUUGUUAAUGUCUAAUGGUGGUAUGUUUGAGUACAUACUAGUGAGUAGUACUGUAAUUUAUAAACAUCAUGUAGAUAAUA
Molecule: messenger RNA, 3349 nt
Organism: Juglans regia (Persian walnut)
Lineage: Eukaryota; Viridiplantae; Streptophyta; Magnoliopsida; Fagales; Juglandaceae
Product: probably inactive leucine-rich repeat receptor-like protein kinase At2g25790
Exons: 4
Coding region: 211-3132 (973 amino acids)
Biological process (GO): protein phosphorylation
Molecular function (GO): protein kinase activity; ATP binding; protein binding
Source: RefSeq, a predicted model, not a curated record